Phyllostomus discolor (pale spear-nosed bat) is the source of this 3419-nucleotide messenger RNA. It is a transcript of the gene HERC6, whose product is annotated as HECT and RLD domain containing E3 ubiquitin protein ligase family member 6. Gene Ontology annotation, molecular function: ubiquitin-protein transferase activity. The record is from RefSeq and is a predicted model, not a curated record. Lineage: Eukaryota; Metazoa; Chordata; Mammalia; Chiroptera; Phyllostomidae.
GGGCAGUCCUCUUGGGGAGGGUCCACCACAGGGUGAGGCCAGGGUAGGACUGACUCAUCCUACCACCUGUCACUAGUCUUCGGGAGCCGGUGGAGACCGAGCAGCCAGACUCGAGCAGGCAGCCCGGCACGGGAGCGGGAUGUACUUCUACUGGGGCGCCCGCUCCAGGAAGCUGCAGCGCCGGGCGCCAAUGCGGGGCACCGACCUGCGGCAGGCGGCCUGCGGGGAGCGCCACUCGCUGCUACUGUUGAGUGAUGGCACGGUCCACUCGUGCGGAGACAACAGCCGGGGCCAGCUGGGCCGGAGGGGCGUGGAGCGUGGUGACCAUCCAGGGCUCAUUAAGGCAUUAGAAACUCUACAGGUUGUUCUUGUGAGCUGCGGGAAGGAGCACUCCCUGGCUGUUUGUCACAAAGGAAGGGUCUUUGCAUGGGGAGCUGGUUCUGAAGGACAGCUGGGGACUGAAGAAUUUAAGGAAAUAAUUUUUACUCCUAAGAAGAUAAAAACUCUGACUGAUAAAAAAAUAAUACAAGUUUCUUGUGGAGACUACCAUUCCCUGGCAUUAUCAGAAGAUGGCCAAGUGUUUUCAUGGGGGAAAAACAGCCAUGGGCAGCUGGGCCUGGGGAGGGAGGUUCCCUCCCAGGCCAGCCCGCAGAGGGUGAGGUCCCUGGAGGGGAUCCCACUGGCUCAGGUGGCUGCAGGAGGGAGCCACAGCUUUGCUCUGUCUCUCUCUGGGACUUCAUUUGGUUGGGGAAACAACAAUGCAGGGCAGCUGGCCCUUACGGGAAAGGCCCCAGUGCAAAGGUACAAGCCUUAUUCAGUUGGUGCACUGAAGAGUCUAGGUGUGAUUUAUAUCAGCUGUGGCUAUGAACACACUGCAGUGCUUACCCAGAAUGGGAAAGUGUUCACAUUUGGAGACAAUAGCUGGGGACAGCUGGGACACAGCCCCACUGCUAAGAAGAGUGGUCCACAACAGGUGGAAAGAAUUAAUGGUCUAGUUUCGCAGAUAGACUGUGGAAGUUAUCACACCCUUGCAUACGUCCACACUACUGGUCAGGUGGUAUCUUUUGGUCAUGGAUCAAGUUGCACAAACAGCCUAACUCAUCCGGAGGCCCCGAUGGAAAACUUUGGCAUUAGCUGCCUGAUUACUGCUGAUGACCUUGUGGAUGUUCAAAUCAAACACAUUUUUGCUGGAACGUAUGCCAAUUUUGUGACAACUUAUCAGGAUACUAGUUCCACAGAUGUUUCCAGGAAAACCUUGCCAGAAAUAAGCCGAAUUAACCAGUCCCAGGUGGAACAAUGGAUGGCAGUGACAAUUGGAAGUACUGGACAUGAAGUGGCUAAGAGUGAAAUUAGAAUGAUAUUUUCAUCUCCUGCUUGUCUGACUGCAAGUUUUUUAAAGAAAAGAGAAUCUGGAGAAAUAAAUUCCAUUGAUGUGGACUUAGAAAUGGCAAGUGAUACCUUCCAGAAGUUAACAAAAAAGGAUUGGAUUUCAUCGAUGAUAAUGACAUGUCUCAAGGAGAAUCUACUCAGAGCUCUUCCACAUGCUUCUCCACACCAAGAAGCAGUAUCAAUUUUCCUUCUGCUCCCACAAUGUCCUGUGAUGCAAGAUUUUGGGAAUUCAGAAACUCUGGUGGUUCCAUUUGCACAGGUCAUUUGUAAAAUGAGUGACAGAUCUUUAGACAUCCUGAGGCAAUACUGGGCAUCUUUGCAAGAAUCUACUCUCAACACACUGGUCCAGAUGCUUAAAUCAGCCGUCAUUGCUCAGUUGUACAAUGGGAUCCAAGAUCAGAGUAACCGCAAUGUUGAAAAUCUUCUAAAAGUAAUGAAAAUAGUGUAUAAGGUAAACAAAGCUAACUGUCAACUACCAGAGAAUACUUUCAACAUAAAAGAACUCUCUGACUGGGUGAGCAAUUAUAAAUCAUAAAAAUAAUGUCUUAUGUGUAAUAACCUGAUACCUGAAAGAAACUGUCACAUUCUCAGUAAAUUUCCAUUUAUCUUUAAUUUUCUAUCCAAAAUGAAAUUAUGGCAAGCUGAUUCCAACAUAAAAAAGGUGAAGUUAAAAAAGACUGGGCAAAUGAUUCCACCAGGAGAGAAUGGAUUCCUUACACCUCCCCUAUUUUUACUUAAAGUCAGAAGAAGUCACCUAGUUGAAGAUGCCCUGCGUCAGUUAAGCCAAGCUGAAGACACUGACCUCCAGAAAGAAUUAGUGAUUGAAUUUAUUAAAGAAAUUCGUUCUGUGGGUACAGGAGUAAAGUCCGAGUUCUUCCAUUGUGUAUUUGAAGAAAUGACCAAGUCAGAAUAUGGACUGUUCAUAUAUCCUGAAGAGGGUUCCUACAUGUGGUUUCCUGUCAAUACCAAAUUUGAGAAGAAGAGAUAUUUCCUCUUUGGGAUGCUGUGUGGACUCUCCCUAUACAAUUUAAAUGUUGCCAAUAUUCCUUUCCCACUGGCUCUGUUUAAGAAACUUCUGGACCAAAACCCAUCACUGGAAGACUUAAAGGAACUCAGUCCUGUUUUGGGGAAGAGUUUGCAAGAAAUUCUAAAUUAUGAGGCUGAUGACAUGGGAGAAGCACUGAACCUACAGUUUUCUAUACAUUGGGACCAAAAGGAUGUUAAUUUAACUACAAAUGAGAUCACUAUACUUGUGGACCAAACCAAUAAGAAAGACUAUAUUUCUAAGUGUGUUGAUUACAUUUUCAACACAUCCAUAGAAGACAUUUAUGAAGAAUUUAAGAGAGGAUUUCAUAAAGUCUGUGACAAGGAGAUACUUAGGCUUUUCCAUCCUGAAGAACUAAUGACAGCAAUAGUUGGAAAUACUGAUUAUGACUGGAAACAAUUUGAAAAGAAUUCAAAGUAUGGGAAAGGAUACUAUGAAUCACAUCCUACUAUACUGAUGUUUUGGAAAGCUUUUCACAAAUUAACUCUGGAUGAAAAGAAAAAAUUCCUCUUUUUUCUUACAGGAAAUGAUAGGCAGACUGUAAGAGGAUUACAACAAAUGAGAAUCAUAUUUCAAUGUCCUGAAACUUCCAGUGAAAGAGAUAACCCCAAAUCACUUGUAUGUCAUAAUAUUCUGUGCCUCCCUGAAUAUUCUACAAUGGAAAGAGUGGAGGAAGCACUUAAAUUAGUCAUCAGCAGCAACAGAGGAUUUGUUACGGAGUAAUAGUGACCUCUGAGAGUCUCAAUGAGGCCUCAGAUUCUCAGGUUCUCUCACUCUUCCAUUCUGAUGUUCUUCUUUAGGUCUAAUUAGUACAAGGGAUUGAUGGAUUUUUAAUUAGAAUUAAUAUAUAAAUGUUGAGAUAUGCAACAAAGUGAUGAAUCAAGAUAAUAUUUUUAAUGAAUCAUUUCCUAAUUCCUGAAUUGCUAUUGGAAUAUUUGUCUUUUAGUGAAUUAUUUCCUGAAAAAUAAUUAUCAUUUAAAAAUAA